This is a messenger RNA of Caenorhabditis elegans, 1149 nucleotides long. It is a transcript of the gene srw-60, whose product is annotated as G-protein coupled receptors family 1 profile domain-containing protein. The coding region runs from base 1 to 1149 and encodes 382 amino acids. The record is from RefSeq and is marked reviewed. Gene Ontology annotation, molecular function: G protein-coupled peptide receptor activity; G protein-coupled receptor activity. Lineage: Eukaryota; Metazoa; Nematoda; Chromadorea; Rhabditida; Rhabditidae. Gene Ontology annotation, biological process: signal transduction; G protein-coupled receptor signaling pathway. Gene Ontology annotation, cellular component: membrane. The transcript has 5 exons.
AUGGGCCAAGAUUGGACUUUCACCGAAUACUACUAUGAUGAUAUGAGCCACCCGGAAAAUGCAAGGCUCAGAACAUUCAGUGAAAUUAUCGCAAAAAUUGUCACUUUUCUGAAACCGUUUCAGUGCCUUUUCGCACUGAUUGGCCUGAUUAUGAACAUGUUCCAUUUGGCAAUUAUUACUAGAAAAUCUAUGAGAACUAAUAGUGUAUAUGUUUUAAUGAUUGGAAUUACUAUUUCGGAUAUGUUCACUAUGUUUAUGGUGGUUUAUAAUAAUUUUAACGACUUUUUCAAAUUCGUUUUUUGCUCCUUCCCGGACCCCUACUGGAAAGUUCUCCUAGAACUAAUACUUGCCGCUAUUCAAGAAAUCGUUCGUCGCGUCUCCACGUGGCUCGCAUUUUUCAUGGCCUUAUUCCGAUGGCUCAUUAUUAAAAAUACCAUGAGUGGCUCACUUGGCUUCUUGUCAAAAUCCUCAUUUGCCCUGAAAACUAACAUUGGAGUACUUAUACUAAGUACCAUUAUAACCUCGCUCACUUAUUCGCAGAAGGAAGUUAAAGAUGUUGGUUUUGAAGUUAUAUCGACGUGCUGGUUUUUAGAAAAAAAUUACAAAAUUGCACAUACCUAUAGUGUAGGGAGAAGUGAAUUUAUGGACAAGAAUUUGAAUUUUGUUGAGGAAUAUGCUUUUAUGUCGGACGGAAUUCCAAAGAUGAUCGCCGCGUUCUUUCUCCCAAUCUUGGCAAUAGCUCUGGUCAGACGUCUGCGGCAAGCGGCUGAAUCAAGGAAGCACCUGUCAAACAGUAAACCACUACAAACUGAUAAAUCCAUUCGUAUGGUCACUUUUAUGACCCUAUUCUCUGUAUUUGCCGAGGGACCAAUGGGCAUUUUCUCUUUUAUUCGGUCAUUCUACUUGCGGUUCUCAUCGAUAGAAGCAAGUGUGGAAAGCCUUGAUAAAAUGCUUAUCAACUUAGUGAUAGUCAACGUCAUCGCCCAUUGUUUUAUUAGUAUGCAAAUGUCGUCACAGUACAGGGAUAUCGCAACGCAGCUGUUUUUGAGGAAAGUUAUUCGGAGAUGGAAGAAGGAUCGGGUCAGCGUUGUUCCGCAAGCUGAGAUGUCCUUAACACAUGGCCCAACAAAUGUUCAUGUUUUGUCGUAA